Molecule: messenger RNA, 5494 nt
Organism: Bactrocera tryoni
Lineage: Eukaryota; Metazoa; Arthropoda; Insecta; Diptera; Tephritidae
Product: serine/arginine repetitive matrix protein 2-like
Exons: 2
Coding region: 165-5372 (1735 amino acids)
Source: RefSeq, a predicted model, not a curated record
UUUUUAAUAAAAUUUCUGUGCAAAUAUGUUAACAAAAAAUAUUUUCUAAAAUUUCAACAAAACUCCGACACAAUCCAAACCAGAAUUAGCAUGUAAAGGCAAAAAUAUUCGUGAAAAUAGUGCACUGGUUCGCGGAGAGCUUGCUUGGCCGCUUGUAAUACAAGAUGCCCUCAACCGCUAAGCAUUGUCUUGCCAAGCGCAAGCAGGAUCAAAGGCGCGCUGAAGCGCACAGCACAUCUAGGCAGAAGGAGGUGCGCGAACUUUGGUUCAACCCGCAUGCGACGGAGAUUUGCGAGUCGCGCAUGAACAUAUGCCUGUGUGACUGCGAUUGUCACAUUUGGCAGGACGAAAAUGUGCAACGAGAGCUUCGAAAAUUAGCAAAUGCUUACUCACAUAAGAACCCACCGGGUAUGAAAGAUGAAGAGGAAACGGAACCGAAACCGAAAACAAAAAAGGGAAAGGUGAGUUCGGUUGAGGAAGAGGAGAAAGAACCAACCAAAAGGUUUUUGUGCUUUAAAAAAUCAUCAACAAAACGUUCACAUAGCAAGCAAAGAGAAGAAAAGGAGCAAAGAAAAAGGCAGAAGUCAAAAGAGGAAGACAAUACGAAAAAAGUGCAUGAAAAAAGUAUAAGUCACAGCAGUAAUCGACCGUUUCCCGUGAAUAGACGAUUUAAGACGCGUGAGGAAGCUAAACGCUAUCGUGAACUUAAAGCCAUUUAUACCACAAAACCAAGAAAUCCACAGCAUUCAGAGAAGCAAAAUGAUACUGAAACAAAAUCUAACCCCCAGAAUACGAUUGAAGCCAAAGGACGCAGUCCAAAAAAGCAUGCCGCAAGCUCAAGUGCUGAUUCAGUAACCACGGCCGCGCAAAGGCAGCACAGAUCACGUAAGAUUAAGACGGAACCAAGAACAAGACCGCAAGGAAGCAAUGACAGCGGCUAUCCACGCGAUCGAUCUUAUGCUCCCAUGUAUGCAGACGAAAGAGAGCAUAUGGAGUUAAAAAAGGAUGACCACAGAGACUCUGAGGUUGGCUGUUGCGGAAUGCGUAAAAAAUCGAAAGCUAAAAAGCAGCAACGGGAAUAUGAAGCCUACACGCCUGCGCAUUGCUCUGACAAACAAACUCCAAGGCCAAACCUGGAGGCGGAAUGUGCACCCACAGCAGGAGAAAUGGAGCUGCUAGAAAUGCUUAGAGCCACUUACACACGUGAAGUGAAACCUGAGCAUGAGCAAAAAUCGAAACCCGCAGCACCAACAGCUACAACAACAGAGGAGGAAACGGGCUGUUGUGGCUCGAACUCUAAAAAGAAACAGCAGCAGGCAGAGGCUGAUUUAUGUGAACAAUGUUACUAUUGUGAGUGCAGUUGUGGGGAUAAUUAUCCUAAAGAAAUCGAGCAGCACCAGGCAACGGAAUGGAUUACCCAAACCAAUGACUCCAAGAGUAAGCAAUACGAUAAGGCAACCGAACCAUUUUGUUCAUGCGAUUCGUCUGAUUCUAAGAAUGGAAAUAAAGAACAUAUUUUUAAAUAUCCUACACGGGAGAUGAUUUCCCUGCAAGUGGAUGAAGAGCAUGCGCCCAGAAAAACAAAAUCUGUAGGGAUAAGUGCUAAACUUAAAAAUGAAAUAGAUACGAGAAAAUCGGUUAAUUCUAUGUACACCACUAAGCGAAAACCGAAAAACAUUAAGGGCACGAAAAAUCAUAACCCGCCAAAAGAUGAGGAUUCCGAGAAAACGUCUUGCUGCUCUUUCUUAUGUCGCAAGAAGCAAAAGAUUGAAGGCGAUAAACCACAAACAAAAACCCAUCUAGUUAAGAAACGAAAAAAACCUCACACAGCCGUAAGUUUUUCGCCGGAGAAACCGCAGAAGCGCAGGCAGCAAGUCACAAAACCUAUAGAAAAAGAAAAAGGUAGGAAUGUGAAUGUAAAUCGGCGUAAACAACCAGCUUUUCAUCCCAAACCUGAGCCGAAAACCAAGUCAUCCCCAAAAACACCGCUAUCUUCUUCGAAAAAUAAACCACAACAAGCAGAUGGCAGAAAGGCAAGACGUCGUAAUCAGCCUGCUUUUCAUCCUAAACCUGAAUCGAAAACACAGCCAAAAGUAAAAACUUCAUCUUCUUCCGUGAACCGGAGGCCACCGCCUGGUGAUAAGAGAAAAGCUACAGCCAGAGGUAAAAUUCGUCAUCUAACAAAACCGAAUAAAGCAAAACCGUCAUCCAAACAACCAGAACGAAGCUCGUUAAAAAAGGAUACUGGCUCUGAAACGUCUUGCUGUCCUUGCUUAAGAGCCAAAAAUAAUUUCGAACAAAGCAACAUUAAGGAAAAAGGCCAUAAAAAAGGCAAGCCCGAAGCAUAUGCUGGCAGUACAAGAAAACCAGCUAAAGUCAAAAGUGGCGAAAAGGUUCAAGAAAAGCCCAAGAAACGACAACGGAAACCUUCACCUACACAAAGUCACGAAAAAGUUCAAAGGAUGAAGCCAAAACAGUCAGGUAAUUCAAAACAACAAGCUUCGAAAGUCGAAAGUCGGGAAAAACUGGAGAAGAAACAAUCAGGCACGUCAUGCUGGUCUUGUUUUAGAAAGAAUAAAACAAAAAAAUCAGAUACAUCUAAAAAGGAGCCUUCGAAAAAUAAAAGUACGGAGAAACUGUACAGAGAUAGACCGAAAGAUGAUUCCAAGCAGAAGCUAUCAAAACAUCAAAGUCAAGAAAAGUUUAAAAAAGAAAAAUCAAAGAAACAUCCUGAUUCUAAGCAGAAAGCUUCCAAGUCCAACAGUAAGGAAACUCUUGAUAAGAAAACAUCCGAAUCAUCUUGUUGGUCCUGUCGUUCAGGCGAUAAGAAAGAAAAAGCAAACCACAUAGAUGAAUCUAAAAGGCGUCCUGCAAAAUCCAAAAGUGAGCAAAAACUUCAAAAGGAUCAAUCAAACAAAUCUUCCGUUUCUAAACAGAAACAUGCAAAAGCUAGCAAAAGUCAGGAGAAAAUUGAAAGAAAAUCAUCUCAGGCAUCAUGUUGGUCUUGUCGUUCUAGUGACAAAAAGGAGAAAACAAAGGAAUCGGAUCUACCUAAACAAAGAACUACAAGGAGCAAAAGUCAGGAUAACAAACAAUUUGCUAGAGAUCCUGCAAGAGUACAUAAAAAUUCACCAAAGAAAACUGGAGAUUCCAAACAAAAGCCCUUCAAAGCAAAAAGUCAGGAAAAAGUUCAAAAGCAGUCAUCCGAGACAUCUUGUUGGUCUUGUCGUUCAAAUAAAGAAAAAGAUAAGAAGCAACCCUCAAGAACCAAGAGCCAAGACAAAACUCUGAAAGAUAGGCCUAUGACAAAGAGUAAAAGUCAAAACAAAAUUCAAAAAGAAAAGACAAAGAGACCCCUGGAUUCUAAGCAAAAACCGUCAAAAGGAAGAAGCCAAGAAAAAGUUCAAAAGCAGUCUUCGGAUACGUCUUGUUGGUCUUGUCGUUCCAGUGGUGGAAAAGACAAAGAAAAGAAACCGAACGAAUCUAGAAAGAAAGCAUCAAAAAGUAAAAGUCAGGAGAAAAUUCAAAGGGAUAAGCCAAAGAAGCCGACUGAUUCUAAGCAAACACCGUCAAAAGGAAGAAGCCAAGAAAAAGUUCAAAAGCAGUCUUCGAAUACGUCUUGUUGGUCUUGUCAUUCCAGUGGUGGGAAAAACAAAGAAAAGAAACCGAACGAAUCUAGAAAGAAACCAUCAAAAAGUAAAAGUCAGGAGAAAAUUCAAAGGGAUAAGCCAAAGAAGCCGGCUGAUUCUAAACAAAAACCUUCAAAAGCUAAAAGCCAAGAAAAAGUUCAAAAGCAAUCUUCUAAUACGUCUUGUUGGUCUUGUCGUUCCAAUGGAGAAAAAGAAAAAGCAAAGAAAGUGGAUGAACCAAAAAGUAAACUAUCAAAAACUAAAAGCCAAGACAAAGAUAAGUUGAAAAGGCCAGCUGAUUCUAAACAUAAACCUCAAGAAAAAGUGCAAAAGCAGCCUUCGAAAACAUCUUGUUGGUCUUGUCGUUCCAAUGGUGAGAAAGAUAAAACAACGAAACCGGACGAAUCAAAAAAUAAACUAUUAAAAAGUAGAGUUCAAGACAAAGUUCAAAAGGAUAAGUCAAAGCUGCCAGCUGAUUCUAAACAAAAGCCUCCGAAAGCUCGAAGUCAAGAAAAAGUUCAAAAGCAGCCUUCGAAAACAUCUUGUUGGUCUUGUCGCUCUAGCGGAGAAAAAGAAAAGGCAAGGAAGUUGGACGAAUCCAAAACGAAAGCAACAAAAAGUAAAAGUCGGGACAAAAUUCAAAAGAGUAGAUCAAAAGAGUUGACAGAUUCCAAAGCUACUAGCCAGGAUAAGGUUCCAAACUAUAGACUAAGGAAGCUGAUCAAACCCAGCGAAAGGCCCACAAAGGUGAAAAGUCCGGAAAAAGUGAAAGAACAAAAAUCAGAAACAUCAUGCUGCUCCUCUCGUUCAAAAAGUGAAAAGAAUAAGUCCACAAAAUUAGACGCAUCACAGAAGUCUUCAAGUAGCAAAACUCAGCUUUCAAAAGCAAAAAGUCAAGAGCAAGCUCAAAAGAAACAAUCUGGUACUUCCUGUUGUUCGUGUUGCUCAAAAGGAACAAGUGAUAGGGAUUCGAAAACGAAACCAUCGAAAGCCAAACAAAAAGAAGUUGUGCAAGAGAAACCAAUCAAAAAAUACACUCUGUUUUCACGACGAAGUAAAAAAGAGAAAUCAAAGGAAAAGGCUGCACCCGAACAUCCUGUAGGGGAAGAUCAAGCAAAACCGAAAAAAGGGAACAAAAAAGCAGAAAAAACUAAACCAUCAGAGUCAUCGUUCUGUUCCUGCUGCUCCAGCAGUCAUAAACUAUCAAAGGACAAAGACAGUAGAUCGAAAGAAGAUAAUUGUGCUGUUAAAACUAAGCCAGAAGACAUUUCCUACUGCAAGGCGCUCUAUCAAGAAUUAGAAAACAUAAUCAUGCAACAAAACCAAUGCCCAAUAAUGAUUUCACAAACUAGAAUAAACAAGGCCGCAGAAACGAAGUCAUCCAAAUCAAGUCUAAAAUCUAAGCAAGAGAAACAAGAGCAUCAAAAACAAAAGGGAGAAAAAACCAACCAAAAUACCAAAGAAAAGAGAGCAAGUAAACAAAAAAAUAAAAAAACCAUACCAAAUCAAAAUUCAAAGCAGAGAAGCAGGUCUCAAAUACGAAGCGAGAAGUCCAACAGCGACUUGGACAAGGAGAAAGCUUAUAUGCCAGAAUAUGUGCUGGGUAAGCCACAGCGAACAGGCGCAGUCAUCGCUCGAGCGCGUAAGGUGAGGUACAGUCUCUUACCGAGCCUUAAGGCACAGAAAAAAUACCACAAACAUCUUUACAAAGGAUGUAGGCACGAGGUUGCCUUUCAAACUUAACGGGCACUACUACAUUUGACAUGUGACUAUAAAGGUCUGGCCUACAAGCGAACACGUGUGAGAUGUAGUUGCAACGUUAAUUUGGCCUAGUGCCACAUUUAGAGAAGGAUAAGACUCAUGUG